Cornus florida is the source of this 1042-nucleotide messenger RNA. RefSeq names its product F-box protein At5g03970-like. Bases 1 to 909 code for a protein of 302 amino acids. NCBI's taxonomy places the organism in Eukaryota, Viridiplantae, Streptophyta, Magnoliopsida, Cornales, Cornaceae. The record is from RefSeq and is a predicted model, not a curated record. The transcript has a single exon.
AUGUCGCGUUUGCAAGUCAUAUCCGGCCCAUGUCCUAUCGGGCCUCCUCAAUGCCGUUUAGAAAGGUACACGGUUUUCAAAUACUACGUUUGUAAUCCUGUCACAAACCAAUGGUUUGCUCUUCCUGAACCAAGACAUGCUCCAUCCUCGGCGGGUUUGUCUUUUGAAGAAUGUAGCAGCAAAGAUGGUGAUGGUGUGGUGCAUUUCAAAGUAACUCUAGCUAUUAUGGAAGCGAUAGUGGGAGGCACGUAUGACAGAUUACAUAUAGAAACUUUCUCUUCUCGUACAGGCGAAUGGAGCGAAUCAUUUCUCACUUGUCCAUCUGAAUUUUCAUAUGAGGUGGAGGAGUCCUAUGUAUGCCAUUCAGUAGAUGGGAUGUUGUACUGGAAAGUUAGUGGUCAAUUGGCUGCUUAUGAUCCCAACAUGGGGGAAACUCGUAUCUGGCUGAUAGAGCUGCCUCCUCUCUGUUGCAAAGAGAGAAAAAGGGGAUUCUUUAUGGAUUAUAUCCUGGGACAUUCGUCGUCUUCCGAUGGUUGUCUUCUUCGGUUUGCAUUAAAUGAAAAAUUGAUGAUCAAAGUGUGGGAGCUCAAAAAGAAGCUUUCUAGUUAUAGUUUAUCUCGCAUCAUACCAAGCAGUGAAUGGCUGUUGAAGGAAGUUGUGAGUCACAAGAAUUUGGGCAUCGGUAAUUCUCUUCCUCACAUUCCUCCUCAAAUUCGUUUGAUAGCUUUUCAUCCUCGCAAUGCAAAGCUUCUGUAUCUUAGGCGGGGAAGCAUGGUGUUUUGCUAUGAUUUUAGGACUAGAAGAUUGGAACCAAUUCAGUAUCAUGGAAAUGGAACUGUCUCGGCAAAGGAUAGACUAGUUCCUUAUUUCCAACCACCUUGGCGCCCUUCUUUGCCUUCGUUUCCUUAGUUUAACUCGUCCAAGACUUUGACAUAAAACAUAUUAUUAUAUGUAAUGUAUUUCCUUCUUUUUGAAGUGCAUUGUUGUUGAUGGUAAAAUGUAUAGAGUUACUUCGGUUUUAUCUAGGAGUUACUCAUAUGAC